AUGUCAGCCAAAACCACCGCGCCAGCAGAGGAUGGGCAGGAGCUGAAGGUAGGGAGCGUGGUGAGCCGGGUGGCCGGCCUGGCCCUGGUGAGCUGUGCCUGCGGUGCCGUCUCCACCGCCUACACCUCCACCAAGGAGAGCCACCCCUACGUCAAGUCCGUCUGCGACGCCGCCGAAAAGGGGGUGAAGACGCUGACGGCGGCGGCGGUGAGCGGGGCCCAGCCCAUCCUCACCAAGCUGGAGCCGCAGAGGGAGUGGGUUUCCACCGCCAACGAAUACGCCUGCAAGGGGCUGGAUAAGCUGGAGGAGAAGCUGCCCAUCCUGCAGCAGCCCCCCAAGAGGGUGGUGGCAGGGACCAGGGAGCUGGUGUCGUCCACCGUCAGCGGCGCGGUGGGCCUGGCUUGCAGCGCGGUGCAGGGCGGCGUGGAGAGGACGCGCUCGGCGCUGAGCACCGGCGUCAGCACCGUGGUGGGCUCCCGCAUGGGCCAGCUGCUGGCCACCGGGGUGGAUGCAGUGCUGGGGAAAUCGGAGGAGCUGGUGGAGCGAUACCUGCCUGGGACGGAUGAGGAGCUGGCGGCGGCGGUGGCGGGUGUCCAGGUGGCCUCACCGGAGCGGCAGAGACGGCGGGAGAGUUACUUCGUCCGCGUGGGCUCGCUCUCAGCCAAGCUGCGGCACCGAGCCCUGCGGUGCUCGCUGGGUGAGCUGCAGCGGGCACGGCACAGCGCCCAGCAGGUCCUGGCCCAGCUCCACCGCAUCUUCGAGCUGAUCGAGCAGGGGCGGCAGGGCAUGGAUGGGCCGCUGUACGGUGCCCGGCAGCAUCUCUACCGCAUGUGGCUGGAGUGGAGCCGGCAGAAUGCUGUGCCCAUGGACGAGACCGAGGUGGAGGCGCGGACGCUGGCCAUGCUGCGUGGGCUCCUGCGCCAGCUCCACGCCGCCUGCACCCGCUUGGCCGCCAGCGCCCGGGGUUUGCCCAGCAGCGUGCAGGAGACGGCGGGACACGUCCGGCACAGCAUGGAGGGCGUGCAGGCUUCCCUCUCCCGCGCCCACUCCUUCCACGAUCUGUCGAGUUUGGUGCUGGCGCAGAGCCGGGAGACGGUGAUGCGGGCGCAGUUGAGCAUCGAUGAGCUGCUGGAGUACGUGGGGCAGCACGCGCCCCUGCCCUGGCUGGUGGGACCCUUCGCCCCCGCCCUGGUGGAGUACCCGGAGGAUGUCCCCGUGGAGAUGGCCAAAUGGGAGGGCUGCAUCACCGUGGGGGGGACGCACCGGGUGCCCACUCCCCCACGGCUCUGCAGCCAGCGCUGA
Messenger RNA from Nipponia nippon (crested ibis), 1302 nucleotides. The record is from RefSeq and is a predicted model, not a curated record. NCBI's taxonomy places the organism in Eukaryota, Metazoa, Chordata, Aves, Pelecaniformes, Threskiornithidae.